UUCACAUCAAAUCAGUCCUUUACAGCCGUCCAGCUCCUCUUCUCCCUCCUCCCCCUCACCCUCUUCCUCUCCUUCGCCCUGUCAACCCUCCUCCUCGCCCUCGCCGCCGCCUUCGCCUUCGCCCUCUUCUGGAUCGGCGUCGCCAGCCUCUUCCUCGUCCCCACGCUCUUCAUCACGUCUUCCUUCGCGGCGCUCUGCUGGGGAGCCUCGGUGGGGGGCUUCGUCUUCGUCAGGAAAUUGUACCACUAUGCACCGGCGGGGUCUCAACAGGGCAAG
Messenger RNA from Trichoderma citrinoviride, 276 nucleotides. RefSeq lists its product as hypothetical. The transcript has a single exon. The record is from RefSeq and is a predicted model, not a curated record. The annotation marks the transcript as partial. NCBI's taxonomy places the organism in Eukaryota, Fungi, Ascomycota, Sordariomycetes, Hypocreales, Hypocreaceae.